Penicillium bovifimosum is the source of this 1221-nucleotide messenger RNA. RefSeq names its product OSBP family protein. Gene Ontology annotation, cellular component: intracellular membrane-bounded organelle; cytosol; membrane. Gene Ontology annotation, molecular function: oxysterol binding. The record is from RefSeq and is a predicted model, not a curated record. Gene Ontology annotation, biological process: endocytosis; exocytosis; maintenance of cell polarity. The coding region runs from base 1 to 1221 and encodes 406 amino acids. NCBI's taxonomy places the organism in Eukaryota, Fungi, Ascomycota, Eurotiomycetes, Eurotiales, Aspergillaceae. The transcript is spliced from 4 exons.
AUGUCUCAAAGUCAAGUUCCCGCCCACAGCAAGGGCUCAUGGACAAGUUUCCUCAAGUCCAUCGCCUCCUUCAACGGUGAUCUAUCUUCACUGACUGCUCCUCCUUUCAUCCUAUCUACCACCUCCCUGACCGAAUACUCCGCCUACUGGGCCGAACACCCUGCCGUCUUUGUGGCACCAGCGAAGGAAGCCGACCCCGCGAAGCGUGCUCUCCUAGUGCUCAAGUGGUUCCUCAGUACUCUGCACCAGCAAUACUGCAGUCGUAGCGAAAAGCUCGGCAGUGAGAAGAAGCCCUUGAACCCGUUCCUGGGUGAGCUGUUUAUCGGCAAAUGGGAGGGUGAUGCGGAAGUGGGAGAGACCAGCUUGAUCAGUGAACAAGUCAGCCACCAUCCUCCGGCUACUGCCUACGCGAUCCGCAAUGAGAAGAACGGCGUUGAGCUGCAAGGAUACAACGCGCAGAAGGCCUCGUUUUCGAGCACUAUCCUCGUGAAGCAGAUCGGCCAUGCUUUGUACACACUCACCCCGCCCGGAUCCACCGAGAAGGAGCAAUACCUGAUCACGCUACCCAACCUCCACAUCGAAUCGCUCAUUUACGGCUCCCCCUUCGUCGAACUGGAGAAGUCAACCAAGAUCGUCAGCAGCAGCGGCUACGUUGCCAAGAUUGACUAUUCCGGCAAGGGCUGGCUGAGCGGCAAGAAGAACACCUUCAUCGCGAGUCUAUUCAAGGAGAGCGAGGGCGAAAAGAAGCCCCUAUACACCGUAGAGGGCCAGUGGUCAGAUAAGUUCACCAUCAAGGACGCCCACACCAAGCAGGUGGUCGAUUCCUGGAACUCCAAGGAGAACCCCGUUACUCCACUCAGCCUGGCUCCACUCGAACAACAGGAUCUAUAUGAGAGCCGACGGGCCUGGAAGGACGUGGCCACCAACAUUCAGAAGGGUGACAUGGAUGCCGUUUCUGGCUUUAAGUCACGUAUUGAAAAUGCCCAGCGUGAGCUGCGCCGCCUCGAAAAGGAAGAGGGCCGCGAAUGGGAGCGCCGGUUCUUCAGUCGUCUUGAGCAGAGUGACGACGACGCCCAGACACAGCGUCUUGCCCAGGUGGCUGAUCUUGCUCUUGAAACUGAUAAGACAGGGGGCAUCUGGCGUUUCGAUGCUAAGAAGGCUGCUGGUGCUCAGCCGCCUUAUCACAAGGUCGGCGGUGAGGGGCUCGGUCUCACUGAGUAG